AUGCAACCGCCAAUCUACAAUCAUCAUAGACUUCCACCGGCAGGAUCACAGGGCCAACAACAACAGCAGCAGCAGCAGCAACAGGGACAGGGACAGGGUCAAGGGGGACAACAACCGAGUGUGUUGUCAGCGGGGUCGAACGCGAGGUUGAUAGAGUUCUUUGAUUUGAUAAAGAACGAGUUUGAGCAGGUGGGGCAGGAUGGGAACGUGUGGAAGCAGCAGAGGGACGAGUACGAGGUGAAGAUCCAACAGCAGAUUAACGAACUAGGUCUGAUCCGACAAUCACUAUACGAGCUCGAAGCGAAUCAUGCCAAAGUCAGACAAGAAUACGAAGGUGAAAUUGCUCGACUCAGACGAGAAUUAGAGAUCCGUGGACCUGGCGGAGGACCUUCAGGUGGCUCUGCACCUGGACCAACUUCGCCUCCUGAACUCCCAAGACCAGGACCUGGAAAUGAUGAAAGACCACCUUAUGGGACUUCACUUCCCGGACCACCUCUUAAUGGCGCUGAAUCAGGAGGAUCACGAUCACCUUAUCCACCUCCUGGAGGAGUUAUCCCAAGACCAGCUUCAACGGAUAGAGAAAGAGAUAGACGUAACAGGGAAAGAGCAAUAGCACCAUCAAACGUACCUCCUUCUCCUCCAGUACAUCUUUCCGAUCUUGAUCCUGAAAACGUAUCACGAGAACUUCGAAAAGAAGGUAGUGAUUGGCAAGCUAUGUGGAGCAGUCAAAUGAGAAAACAAUUGGAUGUAGCUUUGGUUCACACUCUUGAGCAUGAGACCGUUGUAUGCUGUGUCAAGUUCUCAAAUGACGGAAAAUACCUUGCUACGGGAUGUAACAGGACAGCACAGAUCUAUGACGUGAAAUCAGGUGGUAGAGUUACGACACUUCAAGAUGAAGCCGCUAAUCGAACGGGAGACUUGUACAUAAGAAGUAUCUGUUUCAGUCCAGAUGGUAAAUUCUUAGCUACUGGUGCUGAAGACCGACAGAUCAGGAUCUGGGACAUAAAACAAAAGCGAAUCCGACAUCUGCUACAAGGACACAUGCAAGAGAUCUACUCACUUGAUUUCUCAAGAGAUGGUAGAUUCUUAGUAUCUGGAUCAGGUGACAAAUCAGCUAGGAUUUGGGAUAUCGAGAAGGGAUUAUGUGUGUUCGAUCUGAGAAUCGAGGAUUUCAUUCAUAAUGAACAUGGUCCAAUCGAUGCUGGAAUAACCAGUGUUGCAUUGUCUCCCGAUGGAAAGUUAGUAGCAGCUGGUUCGCUUGAUACUAUGGUCAGAGUAUGGAACGUACAAACAGGACAACAGGUGGAGAGACUCAAGGGACAUAAGGAUUCGGUGUAUAGUGUCGCAUUCUCGCCCGACGGGAAAUGCCUCGUCUCUGGAUCUCUUGAUCGAACACUACGAAUCUGGGAUUUGACAGGCACCAAACGAGAAGCUGAGACACUGCUUCCCGGAUCAAAAGAUAUUCAAAAGAACUUGGGUACUUGCCAAUCGACUUUAAAUGGUCACAAGGAUUACGUCCUUUCCGUGGCUAUUUCACCCGAUGGACAAUGGGUUGUAUCAGGAUCAAAAGAUCGAUCAAUUCAAUUCUGGCAUAUCGCAACUGGACAAGCUCAGUUAAUGUUACAAGGACACAAGAAUUCAGUCAUCUCUAUCGAUUUGGCCAGAAGUGGUGGAUACCUAGCCAGUGGAAGUGGUGAUUGCAUGGCAAGGAUUUGGAAAUAUGAACCUAUCACAGGAAGAGAGUAG
Molecule: messenger RNA, 1746 nt
Organism: Kwoniella shivajii
Lineage: Eukaryota; Fungi; Basidiomycota; Tremellomycetes; Tremellales; Cryptococcaceae
Exons: 11
Coding region: 1-1746 (581 amino acids)
Cellular component (GO): nucleus
Molecular function (GO): protein binding
Source: RefSeq, a predicted model, not a curated record